UGUUUGUACUGAUAAGAAAUCCUCGUGCAAAGGCGUUUUCCAACUAAACGGCGGCAUGAAAUGUCCCCAUUUUCACCACAGAGUGUUUAGUGAGUGUCCGUGAGUGUUCUUCAGUGAGCGUAAGGUGGCGCCGAAUGGUGAGAAAGACUGGAGCGGAGGUGGAAAAAAUUGAAUUUUUUUGUUGGAACGCACUCAAAUUCCGGAGAUUCACUUGCAUGCAAUGCGGAUUAUGCACCAGGCUGCCGUAAGGAGAUCAGACACUGAAAAGGACGGUAACUGCGACAUGGAGUACGAGAACACCGAGACGGCGCUCGAUUCGAGCGGCAGCCACCAAGAGGAGGAGAAUCAAAAUGGCGAGGACGCCGCAGACGUCCAAGAGGGUGGCGAGUCGCCGGAGAAGGACUACGUGUCCGCUAACGAUGACGAGGACGAGGUGAAUGACGAGGAAGGCUCAGAGGAGGCCGUGGAGGACGCUACAGCCAAGAAAAUCAAAAAGGCGGGCAGAGCCAAGAGCGCCGCGGCGGAGAAGAAGAAAAAGAGGGGCAGGAAAGCGAAGAAUGCGAACGGCGUGAAGAAGACGCCUAAGCGAUCCACAAAGGAGAACAAGGCACAGAAUGAUCAGGACGACGAUGAUGAGGAAUAUGAGGUCGAAGAUAUAGUGGAUCACAAAACCGUUCGCGGCAAGACGCAGUAUCGCAUCAGAUGGAAGGGCUGGGGCGAGAACGAUGACACCUGGGAAGCAGAAGACACCCUCUCCUGUCCAGACAUUGUCGCCCGAUACAAGAAAAAGGUUGAGAAGGAGGACGGAGGCAAGAAGGCUGGGAAAAAGGGGGCCAAGCGCAAGGGCAUCCCGAUCAAGAUCCAGCCGAAGGCGAAAGAUCGCAAAGUGGAGGACGAGAACCCGGAGAAAGAGUGGGAAGUGGACAAACUGAUCGAUGUGCGCUACAAGAAGAACAAGAGUCGGGAGUUCCUGGUGCGAUGGAAAGGAUGGGGUGCGUCGUAUGAUAGCUGGGAGCCCGAGAAGUUCGUCAACUGUCCGGAUUUGGUGAGAAAGUUACUGGAUAAGCUGGAGAAUAUGAAGAGUAAAACGCCCAAGACGCUUCGCACGGCACCCAAAAAGGCGGAGCGCUACUCAACAAAUGUAAAGUCAAAGGGUGUUCGCACAUCACGCAGACACAACAACAAGCAGAGGAAGACGUACUUCGAUGCCGAAUAAAAGAAGGAAUUAUAAGAUUAAUUACUAAAAGAAAAUUUUUGGAUGGAUAAAUUGAAUUAAGUUCUGAAUGACGUUAAAAAAUGGAUGAAACUACAAAUUAAUUUUACAAUAUAAUUUCUUUCUGAAAUGAAUUAUUUACUUUUAGUUUAUUGUUUUAAGAUUUAUUACACUUCAAAAGAAGUGAAAUACAAUUUUCUUUCCAUUGUAGAAGUGGUAAAUGUAUACUCCAAUAAAGACGAGAAAAAUUGAAAAUAUAAAACGUGCAAUGCAGUCUUCAAAAUAUAACCUUAACGUCUUUUCUGAUAGGUUUUGAAUCAUUUCAUCGCCAAAAUGAGUUUUCCCUUGCUCAUAUCUGGAAAAUGUAGUAAAGAUGGAUUAUUGUUUUGUUAGCCUUAAUGCAUUAAAUCGAAAAGUGCGUUUAGAAAAGAAGAGUUUAAUAGAUGUAAAGAAUACUUUAAGUCGUAUUUUAUAGUACUGAUAAGUUAUUUAAGCUUCGAUUUUUCCUACGAAUUUCUCUUGUUUUCCUCACACUUCAGUCUUCUGGACAGAACACGGGAUUCUCGAUAUUUAGCCAUAGAAAAAUUUGAAAUGAGAAUAUUGUGUGUUCGAAUAAAACAAAUUAAUAAUUUCUAAGAGUUUGCUUUGAAGAUUUUCUUUUUGAUUUAUAUUUUCUCUUGAUUUUUUUUUCACAAUUUUCACUAAGGAUAGCUGCCCUUUGAAAUUGUGUCUUUUGUGAUCUGCAAAUGAUUUUUCACAUGAUGUAUAAAUUUCUAACGAUCCAGGUACUAAUCUUCCAUCAUUUUGUAGACAGUGAUAUUAAUAGAAUUAUAAUUUUAUUCUACGAACCGCAAAUCAAAUUUAUUUGUUGCAUUUAUGAGGAUAAAUCGAUAUAAUAAAUUUGCAAUUUAAACUUGGCCGAA
This is a messenger RNA of Phlebotomus argentipes, 2136 nucleotides long. Its product is annotated as M-phase phosphoprotein 8-like. Gene Ontology annotation, molecular function: chromatin binding. The coding region runs from base 221 to 1216 and encodes 331 amino acids. The transcript is spliced from 5 exons. The record is from RefSeq and is a predicted model, not a curated record. Gene Ontology annotation, biological process: chromatin organization; negative regulation of transcription by RNA polymerase II. Gene Ontology annotation, cellular component: pericentric heterochromatin. NCBI's taxonomy places the organism in Eukaryota, Metazoa, Arthropoda, Insecta, Diptera, Psychodidae.